AUGCGUCAGCCAUCUCGUCAGGAACUCGACUACUUCAGCCAACAAGUUAUGGCUGGGAGAAGGAACAACAACAACGGAGAGAUGGGUGGUCAGAACAACCAGUUCCUAGAAGGACUUACAGCACUCCUACAUGAACAGAACCGCAUUCAUGGGGAACAAAUUCAACAAAUACUGCAGGCUAGGGAGCAGGGGAGCACACCCAGACGUUCUGCACCUAGCACGCAACCGGUCUACAAGCAGUUUCGGGAGCUUGGACCGACGGAGUUUAAAGGCACCACGGACCCGAUCGCUGCAGAGGGAUGGAUUCGGUCUCUAGAGACGAUAUUUGACUUCAUGCAGCUCACAGAUGCGGACAAAGUCAGGUGUACGAUAUUCAUGCUCCGGGAUGAUGCUCGAGUAUGGUGGGAGGGUGCGCGGCUGACUGUAGAUCUGGCUACCUUGACUUGGACUGAUUUUAAGGAGGUAUUCUAUGGAAAGUAUUUCACAGUUGACAACAGGACACGGCUGGCACGGGAAUUCUUGGAGCUUCGCCAGGGAGAUUUGUCAGUGGCGGAGUAUGUCAGGAGAUUCGAGAGAGGACGCUAUUUCAUACCUAUGAUUACCAGCCAACCAGUCGAGGAGCUGAAGCACUUUACAGAAGGUUUGAGGCCGGCUAUUCGCCAUGAUGUCAGGCUGAGUCGGGUCACCACAUUCCGAGAAGCCGUUGACCAGGCACUGAUGUCCGAAAGAGACAGAAAUGACAUGAUCAAGGAAGCUCAGAACAAGAGACUGAGUUAUCAGGGACGGGAUCAGCAGGAGCCGGGGAAGAAGAAGACAAUUCCUGGUCAGAAUUUAGGAAAGCAGCAGUUUAAGCAAGCACAGCCGCGUCAGCAAAUUUAG
Zingiber officinale is the source of this 879-nucleotide messenger RNA. RefSeq lists its product as uncharacterized. Lineage: Eukaryota; Viridiplantae; Streptophyta; Magnoliopsida; Zingiberales; Zingiberaceae. The transcript is spliced from 2 exons. The record is from RefSeq and is a predicted model, not a curated record. The coding region runs from base 1 to 879 and encodes 292 amino acids.